CGACGGCGAGAACGGCAAGAACGGCGGACUGUCGUGCGAUGGACCUCAUCUCCAGCGUGAGGGGUUGAUGGACUUUGCACAAGAGAGCAAACGGAGCAUUCAAAUAGAGUGUGGCCUUUCUCUGUUUCUCCCUCCCUCUCUCGGCAUUAUCCAAAGCAAUCCACUACAUCUGCACCGCACAUCCGUGCAACAACGCAAGAGCAAUGGAGUCAGCUGUCAAUACUGCCCCCGAUGGUGGCUUUGCGCUUAUUCGCCGAAACCCGUAUCUCCUAGGGGUUGCUUCCUUCUCAACCCUGGGUGGCCUGCUCUUCGGCUACGAUCAGGGCGUAGUAUCGGGUGUGAUCACGAUGGAAUCAUUCGGUGCGCGAUUUCCUCGGGUCUACUCGGAUACUGGAUUCAAGGGGUGGUUUGUCUCGACUCUUCUCCUAGCUGCGUGGUUUGGGUCUCUGAUCAAUGGACCGAUUGCGGACCGAUUGGGCCGGAAGGUGUCGAUCAAUGUGGCCGUCGUGAUUUUCGUCAUAGGGUCUGCGAUUCAGUGUGGUGCUGUUAACAUUCCCAUGCUAUUUGUCGGCCGGGCGAUAGCAGGAUUAGCUGUCGGUCAAUUGACCAUGGUCGUACCACUGUACAUAUCCGAGGUCUCUAUUCCCGGCAUUCGAGGCGGGUUGGUGGUAUUGCAACAGCUAUCCGUCACAAUCGGCAUCCUCGUGAGCUACUGGAUCGACUACGGCACUAACUACAUCGGAGGAACUCGAUGCGCCCCAGAUAUCCCUUACAGCGGUCAAAUCAAAGCUUCAAACGCAUUCGACCCCUACCACGAUGUUCCCCCCGGCGGCUGCGAUGGUCAAUCCGAAGCAUCCUGGAGACUCCCUCUCGCCAUCCAGAUCCUCCCAGCCAUUAUCCUCGGUGUGGGAAUGAUCUUCUUCCCCGACUCGCCUCGCUGGCUACUGAUGAACGAGCGGGAUGAGGAUGCUCUCGAGGCGCUCUCUAAGCUGCGGAGACUGGUCAAGGACAGUCCGACUCUCGUCGGCGAGUACCUCGAGAUCAAGGCUUCCAUCAUGCUGGAGAAUACGUUUGCGAGGGAGCGAUUUCCCGAUAAGUCCGGUGCCAGGUUGGAUAUUGCUCAGUACAUGUCCUUUCUAACUACAUGGGCCCGCUUUAGGCGACUGGCCAUCGGAUGCUGUGUUAUGUUCUUCCAGCAGUUCAUGGGCUGUAAUGCAAUAAUAUACUACGCGCCCACAAUCUUCGGUCAACUAGGCCUCGACGGGAACACUUCCUCUCUCCUCGCCACCGGCGUCUACGGAAUCGUCAACUGCCUCAGCACCCUCCCCGCCCUGUUCCUAAUCGACAAAGUAGGCCGUCGCGCCCUCCUCAUGUCCGGCGCCGCAGGCACCUGCGUCUCGCUUGUGGUCGUGGGCGCCAUCAUCGGUGCUUACGGGUCUGAUUUGGUGAAUCAUAAAUCGGCGGGGUGGGCAGGGAUUGCGUUUAUUUACAUUUAUGAUGUGAAUUUUUCGUAUUCGUUUGCACCCAUCGGAUGGGUUCUUCCAUCAGAGAUAUUCAAUCUUUCGAUUCGAUCGAAGGCGAUCUCGAUCACCACGUCGGCUACUUGGAUGUGCAAUUUCAUCAUCGGCCUGAUAACCCCGGACAUGCUCGACUCGAUCACCUGGGGCACGUAUAUUUUCUUUGCGGCAUUUUGUGUCCUCGCGUUGGGGUUCACGUUCUUCUGUAUUCCGGAGACUCGAGGAAAGACCCUGGAAGACAUGGACCUCAUCUUCGGGGACACCGCGGCCCAUGAGGAAAAGCUGCGCAUUGUGCAAAUCGAGGCUGAGCUGCGCGGUACCCAAGCUCAGACUCAUGAUAUAGAUACCCUAGCGAAGCCGUUCGUGCAGGAAGACGAGCACGCUCUUUGAGCCGCCGUGAAGAAUAACACUUCGGGAAGGUAAAUGUCUUCGAAGACGAUCCCAAGACAGACCGGACCGGACUAGACCAGACCAAACCAGACAAGACUAGUAUAGUAUCCGAUGGAGGAUAGAAUAGACCGAAGGGAAAAUGUAUAUAUAUU
This is a messenger RNA of Aspergillus steynii IBT 23096, 2059 nucleotides long. Its product is annotated as sugar porter family MFS transporter. The record is from RefSeq and is a predicted model, not a curated record. Gene Ontology annotation, biological process: transmembrane transport; carbohydrate transport. Lineage: Eukaryota; Fungi; Ascomycota; Eurotiomycetes; Eurotiales; Aspergillaceae. Gene Ontology annotation, cellular component: membrane. The coding region runs from base 204 to 1907 and encodes 567 amino acids. Gene Ontology annotation, molecular function: carbohydrate:proton symporter activity. The transcript is spliced from 12 exons.